GAGUGCGGAUGAUCAACGUGCAGCGCCUGCUGCAGGCAGCGGAGUUUUUGGAGCGCCGGGAGCGAGAGUGUGAACAUGGCUACGCCUCAUCGUUCCCCUCCAUGCCAAGCCCCCGGCUGCAGCAUUCAAAGCCCCCACGGAGGUUGAGCCGGGCACAGAAACACAGCAGCGGAAGCAGCAACACCAGCACUGCCAACAGAUCUACACACAAUGAGCUGGAAAAGAAUCGGCGAGCUCAUCUGCGCCUGUGUUUAGAACGCUUAAAAGUUCUGAUUCCACUAGGACCAGACUGCACCAGGCAUACAACACUUGGUUUGCUCAACAAAGCCAAAGCACACAUCAAGAAACUUGAAGAAGCUGAAAGAAAGAGCCAGCACCAGCUUGAGAACUUGGAACGAGAACAGAGAUUUUUAAAGCGGCGACUGGAACAGCUGCAGGGUCCUCAGGAGAUGGAACGAAUACGAAUGGACAGCGUUGGAUCAACUAUUUCUUCAGAUCGUUCUGAUUCAGAGCGAGAGGAGAUUGAAGUGGAUGUUGAAAGCACAGAGUUCUCCCAUGGAGAAGUGGACAAUAUAAGUACCACCAGCAUCAGUGACAUUGAUGAUCACAGCAGCCUGCAGAGUAUUGGGAGUGACGAGGGUUACUCCAGUGCCAGUGUCAAACUUUCGUUCACUUCCUAGAACCCAGCAUGACAUAACAGUGCAGGGCAAAAUAUUCACUGGGCCAAUUCAAUACAAAGAAUCUCUUAAAUUGGGUUCAUGAUGCAGUCUCCUCUUUAAAACUAAACAAAACUAUACUUGAACAAAGGGUCAGAGGACCUGUAUUUAAGCAAAAUACUUAGCAAAAAUUAGGGCAGAGCCUCCCCAACAGAACAAAUAUUCAUAAUACUCAUUGGAAAAAGUCGCAAUUUCUAAUGACAACAGAAAACUUGAGUGAAACUUUCUUAAUUUGAUUGAGUUGAUUUAAAAGAGGACAUUGGAGAUUCCAUCCUCUUUUUCUUUCCAUGUUUGCUCAUACGACAUGGAGUAGACACGUUUAAGGAUGGGGUUAUGAACCUUUUCUGACCUUUAUGGUCCUGAAAACUAUACUAAUAAAAAGACAAGAUAAUCAGGCAUUAAUUUUGGAUAGCUAAACAGCUGUUAAAACUCAGCCUGGGAUAGUUUAUCAUGAAGCCUGUGGAUGAUCAAUUCUUAGCUUUUUUUUUAAAGUUCAUUUCAUCCUCUGCAAAAGGAGAGACUCCCAUGAAGCCUUUUGAAAGGGAUCAUCAUGCAGCUCGGCUUUCUGUUGGAUUCCACGCUAAGCAAGCUAACCUUAUCCUGCAUUGUUAGCACUAGGGCACCCCACCUUCAGCUCUCCAGCCUGCCACCCUAGGGCACAUGGGGGCAGUUCAUGCAUGACAGCCUCUAUCAUACAAGGCCUAUGAGUAUGGAUUGGGGGCCAGAAGGAAAAAGCUCGACGUGCCUCUGUGUCUGUGUGGAUCAGAAGAGUUGUGCACACAGAUUAGCAGGCCAAGGUCUGAGCCACGGCAGCAUUUUUAUUUCAAAUUUUGAUAACUGUUUAUAUGUGUUGAAAACCAAAAUGACAUCUUUUUAAAGCUUGUCCAUUAAAAAAAAUAGAUGUCUUUUAUAGUGGAAAAACACAUGGGAAAAAAAAUCAUCUAUUUUGAUGCAGCAUUUGAUAAUGAUAAAAACACCUCACACCUCACUCUUUAUAGUGCACAAAAUGAAUGAGGUCUGGGCUAGGUAGAAAAAAAGGUCAAUGCUGUUUUUGUUUUCUUUUAGAAUCAUUACCUUUUACCAGCUUUUAACUAUCUGAUAUCUAUAGUAGACGCACUAUCAUAGUUAACAUAGUUAAGUUCAGCACUUGCCUCAUUUAAAUGUAAAGAUUUGCUUCCAUUUUCCUACAGUCUCUCUCUUUUCUCACAAUCCCACUGUGCAGGUGCUAUUGUUGCUCUUACAAAUAUUUUCAGAAAUGUUAUUUUCUUCUAAGUGAAAUUUCUAGCCUGCACUUUGAUGUCAUGUGUUCCCUUUGUCUUUCAAACUCCAAGCUUCCCCUGUGACCCUCUCCUUACCCUGGGAAGCCUUCCUGGAGACCUUAUGCCUGGCUCUUUGGACUUUGUAUACUUCAAAUAAUUUAACUACCCUUAAUUACUUUUUUUAAAAAAGCUUUAUGAUUUUCAUAACUUAUUGCUGAUUUUAAUGGGUUGUUAAUUUCAGUCCUGUAGUUUUAUUUUAUGUUUAGAUAGGGCUGGGCAAGGAAAAAGAAAAUAAAGACAACCAUAUUUAGCAGUGCAGUUGAGUUGUGUGUUAAUGUUAGACUGUCCUUUUGUGAGUAGCACUUUAACAGCAUUCACUACUUCUAUAUAUGAAGUGUACCAUCUUGGUCAAAUAUUAGGCCUCAGCAUA
Messenger RNA from Carlito syrichta (Philippine tarsier), 2405 nucleotides. RefSeq names its product MAX interactor 1, dimerization protein (gene MXI1). Gene Ontology annotation, molecular function: DNA-binding transcription factor activity, RNA polymerase II-specific; RNA polymerase II cis-regulatory region sequence-specific DNA binding; protein dimerization activity. The transcript has 6 exons. Bases 9 to 680 code for a protein of 223 amino acids. Gene Ontology annotation, biological process: regulation of transcription by RNA polymerase II. The record is from RefSeq and is a predicted model, not a curated record. Lineage: Eukaryota; Metazoa; Chordata; Mammalia; Primates; Tarsiidae.